ACAACAGCAGCAGCAAUCCCACAAAAAACGCUCUUUUUCCCCAUCUUCUUCUGAAGUCCAAUAUGCAAGAAAAAUGGGGGAGAGUCAGAAUCAAGCAGCAACAACAACUUCAAGAUUGGGGAUAAGAAACAGCGGUGGAGGCGAGAUCGUUGAGGUCCAAGGAGGUCACAUUGUUCGCUCAACAGGAAGAAAAGACCGCCACAGUAAAGUUUGUACUGCAAAAGGCCCUAGAGAUCGCCGUGUUCGGCUCUCAGCUCCUACAGCUAUUCAGUUCUACGAUGUUCAAGACCGCCUUGGCUACGACCGCCCCAGCAAAGCCGUAGAUUGGCUUAUCAAGAAAGCAAAAGCGGCCAUUGAUGAACUUGACCAGCUACCUCCAUGGAAUCCAGAAACUGUAACUACUAGUAUUACCACUACUGAAACAAGAAAAGCUCAACAAAAUGAAACAACAAAUCAAGAUAGAGACUUUCAGUUUCCCAGGAGUUCAGGGGCUGCAAUGGGCGGUGGUCGUGGUAGUUCUGAUGUUCAAAAUCUUAAUAUGGUUGAAAAUCCGAACCAAAGUUCGAGUUUUUUACCACCAUCUUUUGACUCAGAUUCAAUUGCUGAUACAAUCAGGUCGUUCUUCCCAAUGGGUGCUACAGCCGAUUCACCUUCAUCUAUUCAGUUUCAGAGUUACCCACCAGAUUUGCUUUCGAGGACUACAAGUCAUAGCCAAGAUCUAAGGCUUUCGCUCCAGUCAUUUCAGGAGCCAAAUAGUUUUCUUUCACAGCAUCAACCACAUCACCAGGCUCAUUCUCAACACCAACAACAUACCAAUGAGCAAGUCCAGAUUUUGUUCUCUGGAACAACCCCACUGGGGUUUGAUACCUCUUCUGCUGGGUGGUCUGAAACUGAGCAGCAGCAUCCCCAUCACCACUCUGCAGAAAUGUCCAGGUUCCAGAGAAUUGUUGCUUGGAAUAAUAGUGGAGGUGCUGAUACUGGUGCAAGUGGAAGUGCUACUCGUGGUCGUGGAGGAGGCUUUAUGUUUAAUUCACUACCAACUCAGCCACCACUGCAGCCCUUAUUCGGCGGCCAAAGCCAGUUGUUUUUAUCUCAGAGGGGACCCCUUCAGUCCAGCAACACGCCUCCAGUUCGUGCUUGGAUAGACCAGCCAUUUACUUUCACCAAUGACCACCAACAUCAUCAUCAAAUUCCUCAGCAAACUACCCAUCCAUCUGUGAUAUCCGGCAUUGAAUUCACCUCUUCUGUUGGUGAGUUCUCUGGAUUUCUCAUUCCAGCACGAAUUCAAGGCGAAGACGAGGAACGUGAUGGUAUUCACAACAGGCCAUCUUCUGCUUCCUCUGAUUCUCGCCAUUGAAUGACCUCAAAUACCGUAAUCCUUGCCCUUUAAAGGUCUUCUUGAAUCUUUACUAAGAGAUUGAUGUGGAAGCUGCUUUGAUGGAUUGAAGACCAGUUAAGAGGGAGAUUUGGAUCGUUUUUAGUUCAAUGGCCUUAACUGUGGAAGAGGAAAUCUGGAUGGAUUUCAGGUUUUUCAUUUCUCAGUUGUUUAGCUUCUAUAAUUCAGUUGAUUAGGAUUGUAUCUUGGUUUUGAGUGAACUCUUAGAGCUCAACUGUGUUUGUUUUCUGUUGGCUUUCUAUGUGUUCAUGUUGCCAGACUUUUUUUUGCUA
Mangifera indica (mango) is the source of this 1668-nucleotide messenger RNA. Its product is annotated as transcription factor TCP4-like. Gene Ontology annotation, cellular component: nucleus. Gene Ontology annotation, molecular function: DNA-binding transcription factor activity; sequence-specific DNA binding. Gene Ontology annotation, biological process: regulation of secondary shoot formation. The record is from RefSeq and is a predicted model, not a curated record. The transcript has 2 exons. The coding region runs from base 74 to 1357 and encodes 427 amino acids. NCBI's taxonomy places the organism in Eukaryota, Viridiplantae, Streptophyta, Magnoliopsida, Sapindales, Anacardiaceae.